AUGGGCGCCCCGUGGCUGGCGGCUGGUCCGUGGGCUGCCUCGGUCGCGACCGCUUGGAUCACGCAGUGCCCCGCCUGCCCAGAGGCGCGGGUCACGUGCGGGAGCUGCCCCGCGUGCAAGGGGUCGCCGGCGUUUAGUUGCGGGACCUGCCCUGGCUGUCCACACCGCCCGACUUGCAGCCUGGCCUGCGGUGCGGGCCCGGGCUGGUGGGCGGUGGGCGCCGCCCUGGCCGCCUGCUUGCUGCUCGGCUUCGGCGGCGCCGGGCUGCUGCGGGCUGCUGGGUGGGUCGCCGCGCGGGCGGCGGGGCUCGUCACCGCCCGCGCCGAGGGUAGCUCGACCGUCGCGCUGGUGGUCCAGGAUUCGGAGGCGACCGACAGCGGGGGCCAGAUGGCCCAGCGCACGCUCGACGUGCCGGAGCCGCAGGUAUGCGUGAACUUCGACGACAGCGACAUCUUCAGGUGGCACCACCGACUCCUGUUGGUGCAACUGAGCCCGGGCGUCUUGGUGGCCGCAAGUCCAGAUGGGGAGGUGCUCGUGCUCGACCUCAGCGGUCACCUGGUGUAUGCUUUCGGGGAGCUGAGCGACGAGGACAUCGAGGCGCUCCGGGUGGAGGCGCGCGGGCUCGCCGUCGUGAUGGGCGUGAGCGCCCCCACGGCUCCGCCCAGGGCUACCGUGUCGUCUCGGAUCCAGGAGGCCGACGAGGAGGACUGGCGCGCGGAGAAGAGGCGGGGGCCGGGGCGGGAUCCUCGCAUCUCGCCGAUCUCGCGACGUGGGCCAGGCUAUCAUGUCGUGCUCUCGGACGCGCUAGGCAGGAUGAACUCGCUCGAGAUCUCCGACUGGCCUUUACGCGGGCCGAAGGCCCUCCCCGAGCUGCUGACUGCGGUGGUGGCGACCGGGCUCACGCUCACGUCGUACUGGGGGUUCUGGGUCUCGGAGUCGGGUGUCUUGCGGAACGCGGGCGUCUUGCAGGAGAUGCGGCGCCUCCUGAAUGUGCUGCACCAUGUCGUGACCUACGACCUCUUGGACACAUCGAACCUGGCUUCGUUCAAGUUGGCGGGGCGCCGUGUGCUUCAUAUUCAGCGCGCGGCGAAGCGGUGCCCUCGUCGCCAGAGCUUCAAGGAGCGGCUGCGCCGCGAGGAGCAGGAGCCCGAAGCGAAGAAGGACGACAGGCCGACUACCGCUCAGGAGUCGGUCAUCAAGCGGGUCCGACAUCGCGUCCGCGGCUUCGGCGAGCGCCCGAAGGACAUGGACUCAGCUGGAGCCUUGCAGGAGUUCCUCAAGUGCAAGGAUGCGCAGCGCGUCGCCAAGGUGCUCAGCGACUUCGACUCGGACGCGGCGCGGCCCGUCGCCGCCGUCCCCGAGGAGGAGGACAUCGUCGAGCCGUGCUGGGACCCUUUGCUCAACCUUCGAGUCCUUCAGAACCGUGGACGCCUCGUCGACUUCCGUCGGCGCCUCGCCGCUCGCGGGCUGUCGGGCGGCCGCCGACGGCGGCAGGCGCGCGCCAGCGCAUUCUUCGUGGCCAAGAAGAACGGGGGCAUCUGCGUGGCGGUCGACGCCCGCCAGCCGAACCAGCUCCACAAGUUGCCCCCGCGCGCUGCGCUGGCGUCUGGUGAGGCGCUUGGGUCGAUCAACCUUCUGGACGCGAUUGACGCGAGCCCCGAGGGCCUCGCCGACUUCGACGGCUGCUACGAGUCACUUUGCGCUGGCUCGUUUGACCUCAUGGGCGGUUUCUACCAGUUCGCUGACCCGUCCUGGGAGAGCUGGAUGUGCUUCGACGUUCAGGUCACGGCCGACGAGCUCGGGAUCGACGCGAUCUAUGACGCGAAGCUCCAGCGCCGAGUGCCCCCCGACGAGCCGAUCUGGUCGUGCUUCGCAGCGCUGCCCAUCGGGUGGAGCUUUGCGCUUUGGAUCUGCCUUGAGGUUCUCGUCAACGCGAUGGAUGUGGCCGGGCUCCCGCGCGACGCCCGGUGCCUUGACGAGGCUCGUGCCCCGGCCCAGUCAGUCGACAGGUCGCCGCGCGUCGAUGAUGGGGACUUCAUCUCUUUCAUCGCCUCGGCGAUCAACGACCUGCUCGCCGGGCUCACCGACGAGCUCGACGGGCGCGGCCUGGACUGGCAAGAGCUGGAGCGGGCGCAGCCGGGGCUUGUCAUCCUGGGGAUGGUGCUCCACGGCGUGCUCGGCGCGUGCUACGCCUUCGCCGGCGGCGACGGCGAGCCGGCGCCUGUGGCCCGACUACCUCCUGAUGUGCCUGGAGAGCUUGCUACGACAGCUGGCCUCAUCUUCUUGGGGGAGGUCGACCUCUGCCGCGUGCCGUCUGACGUCGCCCUCACCACCGACAGCUCGUUGCGGGGCUACGCGGCGUGCGAGGCGAGGCUGGAGCCUUGGGAAGUGCUGGCGACUACCCAGUGGCGUGAGCGGCAGCGCUUCGUCGCCGCGGAGGCCGAGGUUGCAUCCGACGACGAGCUCUACGAGGGCCGGGCUGUGGACUUCACCGACCCGUCGGAGCCGCUGCCGCUGCGGGCCCCGCCGAAGCUGCGCCGCGCCGUGGCGAAGCGGCGGCGAGUGGAGCUGGAGAUCGGGGUGCCGCCCGAGCCGCUGGCGGACGCGCUGCCGGACCCGGGCCGCUGGACCGAGCGGCGGAGGGGGUCCUGGCGGCGCCCUGGGAGGAUCCACGCCCGUGAGGCCCGUGCCGCGGUCGCGCCGCUUUGGAGGGCCGCCGCCGACGUGGCCUCCCACGGCAAAGAGAUCCUCAGUCUAUGUGACAACAUAUCGUCGGUCAUCGCUUUUGAGAAGGGCAGGGCCACCAACUUUGAGUUGCUGGCGCAGUGCAGACGCGCUGCGGCGGUGCGCCUCGGGCGCGAGAUUCGCUGGCGCCCCCGGCACGCCCCUGGCAUCUACAACGUCGCGGAUCACGGGGGCCGAGCUGCGAACCGAGGCGAGCUGCGCGCAGGGUUCUUCAACCAGCCGUGGGUCCUCGACAGCGCCCCCCCGGACGUCUUGGGCAGCCUGGCGCUCUGCGUGGAGGGCCCGCAAAAGGUAUUGUACCACGCGGGGCUCUCGGGCAUCAUCGUGGCUCCUUUGAGGGCCGCGGGCGUGUCUCAGCCUUCAGGGUCUCGAGCACCUCGCAAGGCCUUCUUGGAGCUCUUCGCGGGGGCUGCCAACCUUGCAGGGGCGCCCACAG
Prorocentrum cordatum is the source of this 3181-nucleotide messenger RNA. NCBI's taxonomy places the organism in Eukaryota, Dinophyceae, Prorocentrales, Prorocentraceae. The record is from the annotation of a GenBank genome assembly.